AUGGAGGAUGAGAAAUGGAUACGGAGAGAGGAGAAGAAGAAGAAUCAAAAGAACUUCCUAGAAAACCCUUUUUUCGCCUCGUUUGCUCCGAACUUUGUAAAUUCUCGAAAUUACCACCGAACCACCCUUCCAGCCAUGACAGAACGCGUUCGUUCUCGCCAUAAACGCCGUCUUCCGCACACUUCUGAAGAUGUGAUGGCUUUUGAGCCCGAUGUGGAUUUCUCCACCGCCGGCGGCCACUUUCCACGUGUCUUUUUGCGACAAGACGAUGAUGGAGAGAGUAGCGAUGGAUAUGGAGACGAAGACCUGCAACACUUGUUACCCGAUCCUAACGUCGAUCCGAAUGCCAAUUGGUUCAAACGGACGCAUGCAACACUAAAAGGGGAUAUCUCAUCGAUAUUAUUGCUAUUAUUCCUUUAUCUUCUUCAAGGAGUCCCAUUGGGGUUAAUUGGAGCCAUUCCGCUUUUGCUGAGUUCGAAACAUGCUUCGUACUCGUCUCAAGCCAUUUUCUCGUUCGCUUAUUGGCCGUUCAGUAUGAAACUCCUCUGGGCUCCCAUCGUCGAUUCAGUUUAUUCGAAACGUUUGGGUCGCCGGAAAUCCUGGAUGGUGCCUUGUCAGUAUUUAAUUGGAGCAUUUAUGCUCUAUUUAUCAUUCAAAGUUAAUGAUAUCAUGGGAGAAAAUGGUGGAUCCCCCAACGUCGUCUUCCUAAUGCUCAUCUUUUUACCAUUGAACUUUUUGGCUGCCACUCAGGAUAUUGCCGUGGAUGGAUGGGCGUUGACUAUGCUUUCCAAAAAGAACGUCGGCUACGCUUCAACAUGUAACGCAGUCGGUCAAACCGCCGGUUAUUUCCUCGGAAACGUCGUCUUCUUGGCACUGGAAUCCGCGCCGUUCUGUAACGAAUUUUUGAGAUCCAAAGACAAUCAACAGGAUACGGGAAUGGUUGAUUUGGCAGGCUACGUCUUCUUCUGGGGAUGGGUAUUCAUCGUCACCACGACCCUGGUCCUGAUUCUGAAGCGAGAAGUGGACAUGUCAAUCUCAUCGAACAACACGACGGCAUCAGGAGAUCCAGCACCAGAAGACGAGGAACUGGAGCUCGGCGUCGUUGAAUCCUACACAGUGCUCUACAAAAUUAUGAAGCUCAAACCAGUGCACUACAUGAUUGCAAUCCUAUUAACCGGAAAAUUGGCAUUCGCUGCCACUGAUGGAAUGACGAGCUUGAAGCUGAUCGCCAUGGGAAUCCCCAAAGAUCGUCUCGCGUCGAUCGCUGUCUUCUUGACGCCCAUGCAGAUUCUGUUGCCAUGGAUGAUUGGAAAGUGGACCGCCGGACCGCGGCCAUUGAACAUCUUCUUGUUAGCUUUCCCAUACCGAAUUUUCAUUGGUGGCGUGUUUGCGGCGCUGAUCUGGUGGACACCGCACUUUCAGUUGCCCGAUGGGAAGUUCGAGUAUUCGGUGUAUUUUGUGUGGAUUUCGGGAUACAUGUUUCAUCAGCUCGCCACCUACUCGAUGUUCGUCUCAAUGAUGGCGUUCAUCGCUCAAAUCUCGGAUCCACGCAUCGGCGGCACCUACAUGACCAUGCUGAACACGUUGAACAAUUUGGGUGGAAACUGGCCGGUUACGGUAGUCCUCGCGGUCACCGACUGGUUUACGUAUAAGGAUUGUGUGGUGAAGGGUAGUAAAGAUGUCCUCUACGCGUGCAACACCAAAGUACUCGCCGAUCAAUGUGCGGCCGGUGGAGACGUUUGUGAAGUGGCGAUUGAUGGAUAUUUCAUUUCGGUGGCCGCAUGUUCGGUUAUUGGAGUUAUAUGGUACAAAGUGUUCUUCAACAAGCUUAAAUAUCUCCAGAAGAUUCCACGUGCCCAGUGGCGAGUGUUCCCAUCUAGAGCAGUGGCUAAUUAA
Caenorhabditis briggsae is the source of this 1896-nucleotide messenger RNA. Gene Ontology annotation, molecular function: acetyl-CoA transmembrane transporter activity. The record is from RefSeq and is a predicted model, not a curated record. NCBI's taxonomy places the organism in Eukaryota, Metazoa, Nematoda, Chromadorea, Rhabditida, Rhabditidae. Gene Ontology annotation, cellular component: membrane. The transcript is spliced from 9 exons. Bases 1 to 1896 code for a protein of 631 amino acids.